AUGAGAAAGAUAAACAAAUUAUUGCUUAUCAUAUCGCUACUUUUAAUUGCAGGUUUUGCUGCUAGACUUAAAAGGUCAAGCAAGUCAAAGCAGCAACAACUUAUAGCUGAUAGCAUAUAAUCUUAAAACAUGAAGAUAACUCUCGAAAGAGAUAACACUGUAGAAAAGAAGAUUCAAAUUAUUAAUUUUAUUGAAGAAUCUAACUCAAUCAGAAAGAAUUAGCCUUCAUUCAAAAAGAGAGUGUAUGACAAGGAUUCCUAAAAAAUAAUGAUUGAAGAAAAGGAAAUUACUGCUGACAGAAAGCAAUAAUUUGUCUCUAUGAUACAAACUAAUGGAAAAAGUGUAGGACUUUAGAAUCACGGAAAUACCUUUUAUACUGGUAAAAUAUAAGUAGGUAAUAGAGAUCAAUAUUAUAAGAUGAUAUUUGACAGUGGUUCAACCCUUAUUUUCUUGAAUUCAGUUUAAUGCGACAGUAUUGGAUGUAUAAGAGGAAACUAAUACGAUUCUGAAGCAUCUCCUACCUUCAAGGAUGUUGACUUAGAAGUAAAAGUUGAAUUCGGAAGUGGUAUCCUAACUGGUGAAAUGGGAAUAGAUACUUUCUAUUUUGGUGAUAUGGCUGUUGAAAGAGUUGAAUUCAUGGAAAUCUUAGAACAAGAUGGUGCUGUUUUUGAAAGUGGUGACUUUGAUGGUUUGAUUGGUUUAGCUUUUCCUUAAUUAGGUGAUGGCGCUGACACUGUUGUUGAUUACAUGAAAGACUAGAAUUUGAUUCCUAAAAAGAUGUUCAGUUUCUACAUGUCAAGAAAAGAUGAGAGUGACAACUCUUUUAUAUCAUUUGGAUAAAUUGAUCAAUAAGUUAUAGCUGGAGAUAUUAAAUACCAUAAAGUAGAAAGUCCUUUAUAUUGGACUCUUCUAGCUUAAGAAAUAAAACUUGGUGGACAUAAAACUAGUCUUUGCUCUAGAGAAUAUCCUUGUCCACUUGCCAUAGAUUCUGGAACAAGUAUCAUUGCUGGUCCAUCUGAUUAAAUAGAUUUCCUUACUGAUCUUAUUUUAGACAGAGGUUUUGAAUGCAACUAAAUCAAAAAAAUGCCAGCCAUAUCCUUUGUUAUUGACGGAGAAGAAUAUCCUAUAUUAGCCGAGGAAUACAUUAUUAGUUCUAAUGGAGCUUUUGCUAAUAUGUAUGAACACAGUGUAGAUCCUGCUGAGUGCUACCCUGCUUUAGUAGCAUUAGAUGUCGAAGAACCUUAACUUGGUCCUAUGUGGAUCCUUGGUGAUAUUUUUAUGUCUAAGUAUUACACUUUAUUCAACCGUGAAGAUAAAACUGUAGGUUUUGCAAAGCUUAAAAGUAUCGAUACAAGGUUAUAUCAAAAGCCAUCUAAAAUUGAAGAUGAAGAAUUUAAUUAUAACUUUAUGAAAAAGAUGAACAAAAGAAAAAAAUCUAAAAAACACCUUUGA
Messenger RNA from Tetrahymena thermophila SB210, 1452 nucleotides. Its product is annotated as eukaryotic aspartyl protease. Gene Ontology annotation, molecular function: aspartic-type endopeptidase activity. The record is from RefSeq and is a predicted model, not a curated record. The transcript has 5 exons. Gene Ontology annotation, biological process: proteolysis. NCBI's taxonomy places the organism in Eukaryota, Ciliophora, Oligohymenophorea, Hymenostomatida, Tetrahymenidae.